UCCAGGCAGGAGGGAAGACGUGGAGAGGCGCGCGUCUGCCGCAGGAAACACGGGGUCCAGAGUCCCAUUUACGAGUGAGGCGUUCCCACGAGUUAGUCUGUGGCUUUGGGGAACGCUCUUUCCUGGGCCUCAGUUUCCCCAUCUGUAAAACCGGAGUAAAUCGCGCAGAAUUGGGAUGGGAAUUACACGAGGUCCCGCGCGCUCCGAGGGCGAGAAAGGCCGGCGGCUCCCUUCGCGCCGAGGACAGGACGGCGGCGGCCGCAUCACCGGGCAGUCUCCCGACUCGCCAGGUGUGGGCUCAGCCCUCCGCUCCCUGCCUUCCUCCCCGCCUUCCUCCCCGAAGUAGGCUGGGGGCGAGGAGCGACGGGCUCUGCCCGGCACUGGCGCCUCCCGCGCUGGCGCCCCGGGUGUCUGCCCCGCCGACACCCGGAGGUGCCCGGCGCUCCCGGAGCUGGGCGCGGCGCGGUCCUCGUGACCCGGCGGACGCCUCCGGGACCUCGCCCCUCCCUCCUGGCUGUGCGCCCUGCGCCCUGCCUGGCCUGUAUUUGCCCUCCAGGCCUCAACGCACCGCGACCCGACGCCCGGCCGUCGCCUUGCUCUCCCUAGCAGGACCGCAGAGAGCAACCCCGGGGUCCGGGCCAGGGCCGACAGGCACCCGGAAAGGAGUUGGUGUGACCCGGACGAGAAGCAGAGAUGGGGAAAAAACUGGAUCUUUCCACGCUCACAGAUGAAGAGGCCAAGCACGUCUGGGAAGUGGUUCAACGGGACUUUGACCUUCGAAGGAAAGAAGAGGAGAGACUAGAGGGUUUGAAAGGCAAGAUUAAGAAGGAAAACUCCAAGAGGGAGCUGCUUUCGGACACGGCCCACCUGAGCAACACGCACUGCGCCCGCUGCCUGCAGCCCUACCGGCUCCUCGAGACCCCCAAGAGGCAAUGCCUGGACUGCGGCCUCUUCACCUGCAAAGGCUGCGGCCACAACCCGGAGGAGCAGGGCUGGCUCUGCGACCCCUGCCACCUGGCCAGGCUGGUGAAGAGGGGCUCCCUGGAGUGGUACUACAGACAUGUGAGAGCCCGCUUCCAGCACUCCGGGGGUGCCCAGGUAGCGUGGUCCCUCUGCGGGAGGCUGCAGGGAGCAGGUUUACCUGACCAAGUGCUGCGCUCACCUGACGUCAACAGUGGGCCUGAGCCAGGCCCCGGAGGGAGAAGUGGAGACAGCGAGCACACGGAUGAGGACAGAGAACAGGACACAGGGGCCCAGGCCCAGCCCGUUGGAAGCAAAAAAAAGCGCGUCCUGCCCGUUCACGGCUUGGACUUCGAGGCAGACUCUGACGACUCCACUCCGUCCUGCGGGCACCCCCCAAGCCUGUCCUUGGUCUCUGUGGCCGCGGACAACCCGCAGGCCCUCACAGAUGAGCCCUGCGUGGAGGAGACCACCUCCCAGGAGCCCGUGGAUGAGGCUGAUGCCAGGGCCUCUGGGUGCCACCCCCGUCCAGAAGGGCAGAUGGCCAGCCUCUCGCCUGCCGGACCAGACGCCCUCGCUGAGCUCUGCCUGCCAGGAGAGUCUUGCACGAUGGCCCCGGGGACGACUGCGACACCUGGAACAAAUGUCCUCUGGAUUGAGCAGCUCCCAUCCCACUAUCUGGCCGACGUGGACACCUCAGAUGAAGAAAGCGUCUGGGCUCAGAGGGUGGCCUCUCACCAUCCCAGACGGAGAGGCCAGACCUUGUCUGAGAAGCAGCGCUUCCAGGUGACCGACCGGCUGAGAUCAGCCACUCGUCCAUCUCAGUGUCCAGUUGGCAGCAAGCCCAUGGGCGCCGACAUGGAAGAGGCGGCCCUAAAGAGAAGACUGGAGGCCUUGAUCAGCCGCGCCGGUGACCAGCGGGCCUCAUCCGAGGAGGAGGGCAAGGACGGAGGGGCGGAGCAGGGCAGCAGCGUCCCCAGCGAGGACCCCCCCGGGGCCGCCCCGGAGGUGUGCACGGCUGCAGGCCAAACGCCCAGCCGGGAGAAGGGGGCCCGUGGCCCCCAGGACCCCGUGCAGCCCAGCAGGACCACAGACGAGGAGCUGUCGCAGCUGGAGGACAGAGUGGCCGCCACGGCCUCUCAGGUGCAGCGGACAGAAAGCGAGGUGUCAGAUAUCGAGUACAGGAUUGCAGCCUUGCAGGCUGCAGGGCUCACUGUGAGAACCUCGGCAAAGCCCCGGAAGAAAUCCAGCCUCCCGGUGGUGGCUGUACCCUAUCCUGUGAGGAGAAAGCUCAGUGAUCACCCCAGAAGUCAAGACAAAGAUGAUGACUCUUUCGAUCGGAAAUCCGUGUCCCGCGGAUCCCUGACACAGAGAAACCCCAGUGGCAGGAAGGAAACCGCCAACCACAGCAUUGCGAAACCCGUGAUGACCCACCAGCCCUUAAACGGGAGGUUCGUCUGAACGGGACAGAGCAGGAGUGGCGCCGGUCCUUUCCCUCCACCUCGGCCUCCGUGUCCCUCCACCUGCCCUGCGUUUUCCAAUGCACGCAGCCCAGUGGAGGAACGAGAAGAAACCCCAUCUGUGAGCUGACGGCGGUUCUCAGGCCGUCAGCUCUUCACCCACGUUCUUUGAUGACCUCCAAGGCCGCCCCUGCCCACCUGCUCUGAUCCGUGAGAAACAUCUAAGCUGACGCGUCUUUCCUUUAGGGUUUAAGCUUUCUGAAGGACACAAAGAAGCUCUGUUCAGUGAUCUUCUACCCCUUUCACUGCUGGCUUUCUUAUGCUGCUUUCAUGACCAGAAUGGAAAAGGGGUGACUCAGUGACCGCACCAGCCAUCUGUACACUCCUGACUGUGUCUGUCGGAGCCAGGGCAGGUGUGUGGGUGCGACUGGACGUCAGGACAAGUCACUGAGCUCAUGUCCAUCUGAAUAAGAGGGUGGGAUAGACCCCCGCAUCUCCUCACACAAACACACCUAGUCUGCAAUUUCCCAGCCUGUGCUUCACAGGCUGGGAGAAGGGACACCGUGGUCGAGGACAGAGCAUGCCAGCGGCAGCAAGUGAGCAUUUGCUCAAAGCCCGGGUGCAGGUGCAGACCGCCUGCCGGGAGGCACUGGCAGAGUCUGGACGGGCGGGGCCCAGCCUGGCACUGCCACUCGCUGCGGUGGAAUCCAGGAGGCCACUUGCCGUCGGUCCGCAGAGGAUCUCCAAGUCCUGCUCAGCCUCGGACAGUCUGGGUGUCUGUGUGGCUCAUCCAGCUUGAAGGGGAGCCCGCUGGGACCCCCUCCACAGCUGCCUUGAGCACAGUAACCCGUCUCCCCUCGCUGAGCACGGCUGCGUGCUUCAGAGGGACCGGUUUACUGAGUCCUCGGAACAGCGCACUUUGCAGAGGAGGGAACAGAGCCCCGAGUGUGAGGCAGCCUCCCCUGUGAUCCCUGAUACGUUCCAGAGUGACGGGGUCAGCUUUGAGUUUGCUCUCUCAAGUGGUCUGGUGUCUGUGUUCUGUGGUAACUGAAAGAAGAGGUGAAUAAAUGAUGCCCAAGAGCCUUUGAUACGAAGACUGACUGUGGACACAGCCCCACCCAUGGUUUACAGAUUCUGCAUCACGAGCUCCCUUCACGUUUCCACUGAGCCUAUAGCAUCACGGUCACCGCAGAGACCGUGUCAUCGACGGGCUGGCCCAUGGCAGCUCCAGUGCGCUUUUCAGAAUCAGCAUCUGAGUUGAUCUGAAUGACGAGGCUUCAGGUUGUGCUGGGAUUUGCAGAAAAGAUGGCUCUGAAACUCCUUCUCAGAAUGAAAGCUGCUUGAAAUAGUCAGCUCCUAAUUCAGCGCUGAAAAUGAUUAAAGGAGUCCAGUAAGCCAAA
Molecule: messenger RNA, 3820 nt
Organism: Lagenorhynchus albirostris (white-beaked dolphin)
Lineage: Eukaryota; Metazoa; Chordata; Mammalia; Artiodactyla; Delphinidae
Gene: MLPH
Product: melanophilin
Exons: 15
Coding region: 694-2421 (575 amino acids)
Biological process (GO): intracellular protein transport
Cellular component (GO): cortical actin cytoskeleton
Molecular function (GO): actin binding; small GTPase binding; myosin binding
Source: RefSeq, a predicted model, not a curated record